AUGGCGGACCUUAGCUCCACCUUCAACGAGCUCCUCAAAGGCCACGAUGCACCUCCCACGAAACCCUUUACCACUGAUACCGCCGACGAGUUCCUGAAGGAGGCUUACAGAAUCACCUCUCUUGUCGCCCAAUUACACUCCGAGCUUCGCAAUCUCCGUCAAGCCUACCUCUCGACUGCUGCUCCGCGCAAGACGCACCUUCACACCUCCGCUCGAAACGGCUCUUCUCAACCAGUCUACCUUACCGAUCGUGACCGCGAAGAGAUUGAUGCCAAUGCCAAAGCGACGCUGCGCGACCUCAAUGCCCGCAUUCGAGCUCUCGAGGACGCCGAACAACUGCGCCAGAGCACCGAGACCGCCCUGAUCCAGAAGAAAUAUGCCCGCGGCCUGGGCGCAUUGGGGUCCUGGGCUGCUGGCGGUGGCCCUCUGGAAAAUUCAAAGAGCAAAGAACAUGCUGCUACCGAGGCCGUUGCACGUCAGCUGGGCGCACAUCGCGAGAGUGUUAUCUGGUACCUGAGGCAGCGCCUGCAGGAGACAGCAAGGACGCAGCAGGCCAUGAUGGAGACCAGGUUAACACGGGAGAUGGAAAAGAACAGGAGCGUCUUGGCCAAGGCGAGGAGCAUUGCUGGAAACGACUUUGGCUCACGGAGGCGAUCCGGAAGCGUGGCUCAGGGGAAUAAUGCGUCUCAUCUGCCGGUUGAUGAAUACGAGAGGAAAUCGUCGUUGCCUACAGAAGACCUGACGGACGAACAAAUACAAAUGUUUGAGAAGGGGAAUCAGGACAUGGUGAAGCACUUCGAAAGCACAUUGGACAAAGUCAGGGCCGCCGAACAAUCACUACUCGAGAUCUCAGAGCUGCAAAACAUGCUGGUCAGCAAUCUCACGACACAGUCGGUGCAUAUUGACCAGCUUGUUUCCGAAUCUUUCGAAACCACAGAGGGCGUCGACAAGGGUAACAAGGAGCUUAAGAAGAGCACUAACAGGGCCAGUCCAGCUCGAUACACCUUCUUUGCUGCUACUGGACUCUGCGCCUUCCUUGUUAUAUGGGAUCUGAUUAUUUAA
Messenger RNA from Sordaria macrospora k-hell, 1062 nucleotides. RefSeq lists its product as uncharacterized. Lineage: Eukaryota; Fungi; Ascomycota; Sordariomycetes; Sordariales; Sordariaceae. The record is from RefSeq and is a predicted model, not a curated record. Gene Ontology annotation, biological process: retrograde vesicle-mediated transport, Golgi to endoplasmic reticulum. Gene Ontology annotation, cellular component: SNARE complex; endoplasmic reticulum.